AUGAAUCGAAUGGCCAUGAAGAAGUCCUCCUACGGCAUGGAAGACGACGAUGAUGACGACGAGGAGGGCGACGAAAAGGUGGGCACCGGCGAUUCGACCGACUCCGAUUUUGAUGAUGAUGAGGACCCGGAUGAGAUUGAAGUACCAGGCGGAGGAAAGGAUCUUGCGACGGUAGCGACACUGACCAAGAAGUACAAACCAGAAGGAACCGGGUUAUUAAACACCGUUACAGCGAACAGCAUGGCCGCGGCUGGCAUCAACAAAAACGAUCCCCAAAAGCAGCAGCAACAGCAGCAGAAGUUAAAUCUUGGUUUGCCCGGUAGCAGAGGCUCGACGAUAGUGAUUCCAGGUGCGGUCGGUGCCAUUUCGAACGCCAGCCGAAUCAAUUCCGCGAUGAAGCCAGGCUUCCCGGGACCGCUCCGGUCGUCAGUGGACGGGAAGGGUGCGCUAGGCCCCGGUACUGGUGGCAGUGCUGCUGGUGGGAGAGGUAGCGGAGGAUCAUCGACGUCCUCGAGCCUUGCCACGGGCCAACGCUGGCCGGUGGGUGGAAAUCUGGCCACGGGCGGUGGUCCCAGUGGCAGCGGUAGUGGAAGUUCCUCUUCCGUCGUCAAGCCAAUCACGACGACGACGUCGAUGUCGGCAGCGGCGGCCACGACGGUGACUGGAACGGUGGUGCCCCCAGGAGCGACCAGCAUCCUUGGCGGCCUGGGAAGCUACUACCCGCCCAGCUUUGCCACUCUGCUGGCGCAGAUGGAAAUGGCUAGCGUCGGUUUCGGGGGCAAUUCGUCGUUUGGUGGCAGCAGCAAAACGGUAGGGAAUGAUAACAUGAACCAAAUCAUGUCCAGCCAGCUCAUGCUCCAGAACCUGCAGGCGAUGCUGGUGGCCAAUCCGCACUACCUAACCAGUGGCAUUCCAACCAAAUUGAUCUCGCAAAUGGUGAUGGCGGAUCCCAGCAAGUUACAGUUGAUGCCAAUUCCCGAGGAAGAGGAAGCAGAGGACGAGGAAAUGGGUGUGGCUGAAACGUACGCCGAAUAUUGGCCGGCAAAGUUGAAAAUCGGCAAAAAGCAUCCCGAUCCGGUGGUGGAAACGGCUUCACUAUCGUCGGUAGAACCCAGCGACGUGUACUAUCAACUCUCCAUUCCCCAGGAGACGAUCAACGGUGGAUUGUUAAGUGCGUUGCAGCUCGAAUCGAUCACGUACGCCAGCCAAGCACACGCGCACCUUCUCCCAGAUGGUACACGGGCCGGAUUUUUGAUCGGCGACGGUGCCGGUGUCGGUAAGGGUCGUACGAUCGCUGGGAUCAUCUACGAGAAUUAUAUGAAAGGGCGCAAGAAAUCCAUUUGGAUAUCGGUGUCGAACGAUCUGCGGUACGAUUCGGAGCGCGAUCUGCGUGACAUUGGAGCUGGCAAAAUCGAGGUCCUUGCACUGAAUAAGCUAAAGUACGCUAAAAUAAACUCAACGGUGAACCACAACGUCAAAAAAGGCGUCAUAUUCGGCACGUACUCGGCGUUGAUCGGUGAGUCACAAAGUACAACCGGGAAGUACAAAUCGCGCCUCAAGCAACUACUGCAGUGGUGCGGAGCUGACUUUGACGGCGUGAUCGUGUUUGAUGAGUGCCACAAGGCGAAGAACCUGUGCCCGGUUGGUUCGAGUAAGCCGACCAAGACGGGUCUAACGGCGCUGGAGCUGCAGAACAAACUACCGAAAGCGCGUGUCGUGUACGCGUCGGCCACUGGCGCCUCGGAACCUCGCAACAUGGCGUACAUGGUGCGGCUAGGCAUAUGGGGCCAGGGGACACCCUUUCCGUCCUUUACGGAUUUCAUUCAGGCUGUCGAAAAACGUGGCGUCGGUGCGAUGGAAAUAGUUGCCAUGGACAUGAAGCAGCGAGGAAUGUACAUUGCACGGCAGCUGAGCUUCCACGGAGUGACAUUUAAGAUUGAGGAGGUGCCUCUUACGAAGGAGUUCAAACAGGUGUACGAUGCGUCGGUUGAGCUGUGGGUGGAAGCGAUGCAAAAGUUUACCGAAGCCGCCGAGCUGAUCGACGCCGAGAGUCGGAUGAAGAAAACGAUGUGGGGUCAGUUCUGGUCGGCGCACCAGCGCUUCUUCAAGUAUCUUUGCAUCGCCUCCAAGGUGAACCAUGCCGUCAAGGUGGCAAGGGAAGCGAUCAAAUACGGCAAAUGCGUGGUAAUCGGUCUGCAGUCGACGGGUGAGGCACGUACGCUCGAGCAGCUUGAACGGGACGAUGGUGAACUGAGCGACUUCGUCUCGACGGCGAAAGGCGUGAUGCAGUCGCUGGUGGAGAAGCAUUUUCCCGCACCGGAUCGUAACCGUAUCAACCGGUUGCUGGAUGUCCGCAAACAACUAGCCCUAGGUUUACUCGGCGGUGAGCUGGACGAAAUUGUUCGGAAUAAGGUGACAUCAUCGGGCACCUCUGGAAGUGCGAUUGCGAAACGCAAACGAAUGGGAAACCGGGGCAAAGCAUCCUCCGGUGUGACAAAGACGAAGCGCUCGCGAAACGAUUCGUCAGAUGAGGACGGUUCGUCCUCUGAUACGUCUUCUAACGCUUCGUCUCCCCGCCAAUCGAACGAAUCCGACAUUCGAACAUCCGACAGCGAAGCGGAGGGAAGCUUUCACGACAGCUUCGACAGUGAAGCCAGUGUGAGUGACGAGUACAAUCCGUUCUUUUCUGGUUCCGACACCGACGGUGAUGACCCUUGGGUGAGUGGUAAAACCAAAUCCACCGCCAGUUCGAACCGAUCUAAGGCGAAAGCGACUAGUAAACCCGCUUCCACGACGUCGACACCGGUGGCUGAAGCGGUACCCGCUGCUAUUGUGACCAGUGGCGCCGUGAGCGGUCGCAAGAAACCGGUUAGCACCCAAGACAAGAUACAGGCGCACCUGACGAAAAAGCAGACGGAUACGAAACCAUUUACCAUCCAGUCGAGUAACGGGUUUUCGAUCCAGCUCGCCGGUGGGCCCCCACCAAAGGAUGCGAUCGAACGAGCGUGUCAGAUGAAGGACGAGUUGCUGGAGAAAAUAGAACGGUUGGGUUUACGAUUACCGGCAAACACGCUCGAUCAGUUGAUCGACGAGCUGGGUGGACCGGAGAAUGUGGCCGAAAUGACGGGCCGUAAGGGGCGCGUGGUGCAGAACGACGACGGUUCCAUUCAGUACGAGUCCCGGUCCGAACAGGACGUGCCGCUCGAGACGCUCAACAUAACGGAGAAGCAGCGGUUUAUGGACGGCACGAAGGACGUGGCGAUCAUUUCCGAAGCCGCUUCGAGCGGUAUCUCGCUGCAAAGUGACCGGCGGGUGCGAAACCAGAGGCGGCGAGUGCACAUAACACUGGAGUUGCCGUGGUCCGCUGACCGGGCGAUACAACAGUUCGGACGUACCCAUCGCUCGAACCAGGUGAACGCACCUGAGUACAUGUUCCUCAUUUCGGAUCUUGCCGGUGAGCGUCGAUUCGCGUCGACUGUGGCCAAACGACUCGAAUCGCUUGGUGCUCUGACGCAUGGUGAUCGCCGAGCGACGGAGACACGCGAUCUGUCGCAGUUUAACAUCGAUAACAAGUACGGUCGUACGGCGCUAGAGGCUGUGAUGAAGACGAUAAUGGGCUAUGAGGCACCGAUCGUACCGCCCCCGUCCGAUUAUCGGGGUGACUUCUUCAAGGAUGUCGCGGGGGCACUGGUCGGUGUGGGGCUGAUUGUGAAUACCGAGCAGAUGCCGGGCGUGCUCAGCCUGGACAAGGACUACAACAACAUAUCGAAGUUCCUGAAUCGCAUCCUCGGCAUGCCGGUAGAGUUGCAGAACCGUCUGUUCAAGUACUUUACCGAUACGCUCGAGGCGACCAUCGCACAGGAGAAGAAGCGCGGCCGGUUUGAUUUGGGUAUUCUGGAUCUUGGAACGGCCGGAGAAAACGUAACGCGCAUCAAGAAAAUUCGAUUCGCCCGCAAACAUUCGACAGGAAUUGCACCUACCGAACUACAUGUCGUCAAGGUGGAGCGGGGCAUGAUCUGGCAGGAAGCAAUCGACAAAUGGGCCGAACUGGGCGGUGACAUGGAAGGUUUCUAUGUUUCGCAACAAGUCCGUAACGGCAAGUACAACGUGAUAUUGGCGAUCGAGAUCGAGAAUCCCGCCAAGAAAAAGGCACUCACCGUCGGGGCCGAUGUGAAGGGCAAGAAGGAGACCAGGCUGUUCCAGAUCUACCACCCUAACACGGGCCUGCAGUUCAAGCACGAAUCGCUCGCCGAGCUGGAGAAGAAAUACAAGAAGGUCCUAAGCACCGAGGCGGAACCACACUGGACGCAACUGUACGACUCUUCGAUCAACACCUGCUCGCAUAGCUACUGGAAGGGCCAGUGUCGCAAUGUUACGCUGGGACACGAAUGCGAGGUCGGAUUGCGGAGGCGUACGUACAACGUUCUUUCCGGUUCGGUGCUUGCAGUGUGGGCGCGGGUGGAAGACAGCCUCGCCGCCCGCAUCGGGAAUCAGUCGCGCCUGCAGGUGAUCCGACUGAAGACGAAGGAGGGAGUUAAGAUCGUCGGCACGCUCAUUCCAAAGAAUUGCGUCGAGCAGCUGGUGAAGGAUCUGGGGGGCGAUUCAGAGAAGGUGGACGAGGUGAUAUUUGAGGAUCAGUAAUGCUCCCGUUCCGCCCCACCUCAGUUUGAAGUUUCCCGCCGGUGGCGAUCCCUGUAGAUGUGUUAGAAGCUAUGCGAAUUUUCGAUAAAUGAACGAUGCAAAUAAUUGAUCAUUUUCCCGCUGAACUCGCGGUUGUAUGUUAGUAUGUUAUGCUGUGCUUUGGCACGGAAACAGAGAAGAACUCGGUGUCAUACCGAGCUUUAGAUUGGCGCUGAGUUCGGAACAUACAGAAUAUUGCUUGAGUUAGUUGUUCGUUGAAGGAACAAGUAUUUUUAUGGAUUUUUAAGCAUUAAUUACACAUUUGCUUCAACCAGAAGGCGAUACACUUAAGCCUGUUUUUGUUUUCGAUUCAUUGUAAGGAUUCGGUGGAGCUUCAGAAGCAAACGUAUCCGGAUCGCUUGUAUCGCAUACCCUCCCGUUUCCUUGUUUUGUGAAAAUGAUCGAACACGGUGUCACGUUGGUGGUCGCCACUCAUGCAUCUGAAGGCACAGUAGCACGAAAAUUGAAAUCCUAGGUAGGUAGUUCCCCGGUUUUGCUUUAGUUAAGUGUAAGGAAUUCUGUAAACUUGUGUACAAAUUAUCUAAGUUUAUCAAACUACGCCAACCGAUACUUAUGCCCGUCUGUUAGGGUGAAUUCGGUGUUGCGGAGGGUGAGAUACGUGUGGGACAAGGCUUGUGGCACUAAACGCCACCGCCUGUGUCUGUACUGAUGAACUGCUGCUUAUUUAUCGUAUACUUUGCUCUACCACACACCUGGCUGCGUUAUGUAUUAAGAUCAUAACGACAAUCCUACAGCGAGACGAGCGGAUUUAUCGCAUAUCUUGCAAUGAUGGCCAAUAAAGGAUUAAGUGAAGU
Molecule: messenger RNA, 5495 nt
Organism: Anopheles nili
Lineage: Eukaryota; Metazoa; Arthropoda; Insecta; Diptera; Culicidae
Gene: sno
Product: protein strawberry notch
Exons: 13
Coding region: 1-4641 (1546 amino acids)
Biological process (GO): regulation of DNA-templated transcription
Cellular component (GO): nucleus
Molecular function (GO): histone binding; chromatin DNA binding
Source: RefSeq, a predicted model, not a curated record